This is a messenger RNA of Oncorhynchus masou masou (cherry salmon), 3521 nucleotides long. RefSeq lists its product as uncharacterized. The record is from RefSeq and is a predicted model, not a curated record. The transcript is spliced from 14 exons. NCBI's taxonomy places the organism in Eukaryota, Metazoa, Chordata, Actinopteri, Salmoniformes, Salmonidae. Bases 294 to 2198 code for a protein of 634 amino acids.
CACUUAUGCUGUUGGGAAAUUUUGUAUUAAUAGUUUGAGUAUCAAACGAAAUCAACAAAAGAUGUAAGAAGCUGCUCGACUCAAGGGCGUAUCUAAACGUGUAUUUACGGUAUUUUACCGGCCCGCCCAACCUCAUCAGCUGUCCGGAAUUAAUCCAAAGAAAACUUCCGGAGGAGGUGAAGAUGUGUGAAAAGGUGAAGCCACCAUCUGAUAACAAAGAGGAUGUUCACUGUAGCCUUCUCACAUCACAGUAGGAACAAAUUAGAUUGAUUGUUGUCGUCUACUUGGUAACCAUGUCGCACGAACUCGCUUUUCGUUGUCGCGUCACCUCCAUUAUGGAAGCUUUGACAGAAACAGUCGUGCAAGAAAUCUGUCAAUUUAUGGGAGAAAGCUAUGCUGCUCUUCGAGUGGAAAUGUUGCAUGAACAAAAUAAAAAAGAGACAAGGAUGGAGAAGCCAGCGAACUGCCCCAAGAACAUUUCAAAACCUGUUAGCCCACCAAGUUUGGGAAACUUUCCAAUCGUGGGGCAGAUCCUGAAUAAACAAGAGGCCAACUAUCAUUGGCUAGAAGACGGUGCUGUUUUUGAAGGCCUAGCAUCACCGGUGCCAAAGACUGAGAGACGAGAGCCAUCACAGCCCCCCGGUCAGAUUACAGACACGGUACCAUGGCCAGUAUGGCUCAUCAAACAGGAGGAAAUGGCUGAUGAUGAUUUGGAAUCGGACGGUUACGGCGAGUGGAUUCCAGAGACUCCCAAGGCAAGCCAGAAUAUCACAGGAGAAAGUGAUGAGGAAGAGAGAAGUCAAGCCUCUGGGGGAUCCAGAGAACUUGGACUCAACGACUUCAAGAGAGAACCGAGUCCGUUGUUGGUGUCAGCUGAGGAUGCUGUGACACCUAUAAAGACAAAGUAUAAAGCACGCAUGUUAGAACACACUGGGAAGCCACGUUUCCGCUGCGAUAUCUGUGGUGAGAAAUUCCAGCGUCAGAGCGGCUUGACCAGGCACCAGCGGCACAAACACAACACCGUGAAAACCUAUAGUUGCACUGUGUGUGGGAAAGGGUUCACCUACAUCAAAUCCCUCAACACGCAUGAGCUCACGCACUCUGAUGUCUCUAUCAGUUCAACUAUAACUCUGGAUGAAGCCAAGGCAAGGAAAAGAGGUCUGACUGAUGAACCCACAGACAGAAAUGCAGCAAGAGAUAUGAUCAGUGCCAUCCUUCACUCAAAGCCAGGUGGAGAAAAGGUGUUCCAGGAGUAUGGGAAAACCAAAGGUCUUACGGAUAGCACACGGAGACUGAUGGUGAACAUUAUUGUGGCCGACAUGAUGGAAAAUCAUGGUAGGAUCCCCCCAUCAAGUGUCCGCACCAACUACGCCCUGGGGAUUGUGACUUUAUUCCCCUACUUGAAUGAUCCAGAUUCAGAGCAUGGCUAUGAACAAUAUUACGACGCAGCUAGUGGGUCUGGUUAUCUGACCUGGAGAAUAAAGACAGUGGGGCGCAACAAAUCAUGUAAGACCAAGAGGAGAUCCAAGUCCACCUAUCAAAAUGGUCCAAAGGCUCAACACAGUUCCCCUUCAGCUGUUGAGGAACUGUUAGAUGAACAAGUGUCCAUAUCUGAGGUCUUGAUCUGCUCAGUUGGGUCUGAUUCCUCUGGAUCAGCUUUAACUCUGGAAAAAUCCAAGGCACGAAAAAGACGUCUGACUGAUGAACCUACAGACAGAAAUGCAGCAAGAGAUAUGAUCAGUGCCAUCCUUCACUCAAAGCCAGGUGGAGAAAAGGUGUUCCAGGAGUAUGGGAAAACCAAAGGUCUUACGGAUAGCACACGGAGACUGAUGGUGAACAUUAUUGUGGCCGACAUGAUGGAAAAUCAUGGGAUCCCCCCAUCAAGUGUCCGCACCAACUACGCCCUGGGGAUUGUGACUUUAUUCCCCUACUUGAAUGAUCCAGAUUCAGAGCAUGGCUAUGAAAAAUAUUAUGAUGCAGCUAGUGGGUCUGGUUACCUGGCCUGGAGAAUAAAGACAGUGGGGCGCAACACGUCAUGUAAGACCAAGAAGAGAACCAAGCCCACCUAUCAAAAUGGUCCCAAGGCUCAGCGAAGUUGCCCUUCAGCUGUUGAGCAGCUUUCGGGGAUGAAUGCAAAGAGGCGAUAUCUGUGCUUCAGCAUACAACAACUAAUGAGUCACUGGUUCGAGAGAAGAUGAUGGCAACGUUCCAAUACAGACAGCAGGUGGUUCAUGAUCCGGGGAAGUCCUCAACUGUCCUAGAUGUCUUCCCCAGAUUCCUUGACACUACGGGCUUGAUCAACCAAGAUUUCACCAGACUUUUCGGAGAGGUGGUGUCUGGGACAUUUAUGGCGAAGUGGCCAACAUUUUUCAAACCCAGGGUCAUCGCAGAUUGCAAAACCCUUCCCUUCAGUGAACCUGUGGAAGACCUCCUCUCAUCUGCUCAGCAGGAAUCCAAUGAUUAUGGAUGGGAGAGUGACUUGGCAGCCAUUUUGUUGCUUCUGCAUCUCCUACCCCCGACCUCAAAGGGCCCAAAGACCGCAAAGAUCCGUACCUCUCAAGCUGCUGACCAUCUGGUUAGAUUUCUGAAGGUAGGGACAAGUAUGGUGACCUUCCUUGAGACAGUUGGAUAUGAGCAGCAGCCCUUCCUCCUCUGUGUCGGUGAAAGGAAGAACAGCCUUCAGAAGUUUUACAUCGUCGUUGACCAGAAGGCCAUCCCAUGCAAGGCCCAAACAUCAGUGGCAGCAUUUGACGAGCUCUUUAAGGCACACUAUGUCUUCAGUGUGUCCUACCAUGAAGCGUUGUGUAACUUCUACACAUUCAUCCAGACCACCGUGUACGGUAUCGACGUGGGGAAGGCAAAGGAGUCCUCUAGAGUCAAGGAGAUUAGAGUAAGGCUGCUUAACAAAGACCAGGGGAGUGGUGCCGCCGGAGCGCAAGGGAGCGGUGCUCCCGUCCUUUUUGCAAUUUGAGAAUAUAAGUUAGUAGUUGAAUAGAAUAGAGCAGUAUCACCAUCUGCUCUAUUUCACUCCUGAAACAGUAACUCAAGAAGAUCUAAGUGCGUAUCCCCAUGAAGCUGAUUGAGAUCAAAUGAUUGUCAUGCAGAUGCAGUUUGGACAUUUCACCUGUAAAACUCAAAUAAUUAUUGUUCACCAAUGACACUGAUGGCCUAUUUGUAAAUUAGAUGCCCUCAAACACCAAGUUAGGCAUAUUACAUUUUAGUGAGAGAGUAUGAGCAUAGGGCAGAUGUUGCAGUUGGAGAAUGCAUUUUGUGCAUAUUGUAUUAUAAUAUUAAUUACGUUACAUCUGUCAGUACAAACUUUGAUUGUAAAAUUAUGUAAUUCACUUUUUGGGGAUUGGCUCCCGACCCUAACAAAAACAAAUGGCACUAUACCACUUACAUAGAUAUGUGAAUUGAGAUGUGUUUACUUGUUUUAUUUGUAAAAUACACUACAGCAGUUGUGCAUUGCUUUUUUGACAAGUUUCAUCAUGGUUUGUCAAUAAAACGUAAUUGAAUCUGGA